ACGAUUAGUUUACUAUCUCCCAAAGUUAUUUAUGUGAGAAAGAAUCGUAAACCCAUCCCCGAUAAUUACAUGGAUGAAAUGGUUAAACUUCGUGAUGAGGUGGGCUUCGAGAUAAGGGCCAAAGGUGAUGUUGUCUUAGUUGAAGACUAUAUUUCUGAGGUGGAUGUCUCACCAAUAAUAUUUGAUAAGAAUGAACAUGGAUUUGAUACGAGUGUUUUGACCAACCCAUCAUCAGUCAUUAUUGUGUUCCAAAAAAGGCAACUCUCGAUAACUAUGGAGAUCGAGAAACACGCAUUGGACUUGGAUAAUUUUUUAAAACCGUUGACAUUGAAGAUGAUGCACUAG
This is a messenger RNA of Striga asiatica, 345 nucleotides long. Lineage: Eukaryota; Viridiplantae; Streptophyta; Magnoliopsida; Lamiales; Orobanchaceae. The record is from the annotation of a GenBank genome assembly.